Messenger RNA from Mytilus trossulus (common blue mussel), 617 nucleotides. RefSeq names its product fatty acid-binding protein, adipocyte-like. The transcript has 4 exons. Gene Ontology annotation, cellular component: cytosol; nucleus. Gene Ontology annotation, biological process: fatty acid transport. Gene Ontology annotation, molecular function: fatty acid binding. The coding region runs from base 73 to 474 and encodes 133 amino acids. The record is from RefSeq and is a predicted model, not a curated record. NCBI's taxonomy places the organism in Eukaryota, Metazoa, Mollusca, Bivalvia, Mytilida, Mytilidae.
AUUUGAUCAUAUCACCGGAAACCCAUUCAAAUACACGGUAUUUUCAGUUAACUAUUCUAAUAGGAGUAAGAUAUGUCUCAAUUUCAAGGAAAAUGGAAAGUUGUUUCAGAAGAGAACUUAGAUGAAUUAUUUCUGGCUUUUGGUGUUGAUAGUGAGAUGAGAUCAAAGACUAAGGAAGGACUUAUCAAACCAACACAAGAGAUAACGGUGAAUGAUGACGAGUACAGAGUCAAAACGAUAGUAGGACAUUUAAGUACAGAGGUCACUUUCAAGUUAGGAGUAGAAUUCCCAAGUUCAUCCAUGGACGGCAAAAAGAUUAUGGUUCGCUACAAUUUAGAUGGUAACAAACUAAUAGAAGUACAGAAGUAUGACAACCAGGAAGCCACAGUAACUCGAGAAGUGAUAGGAAAUCAAUUAGUAACGAUAAUAUCUGGAAAUGGAAAGACGGCAAAGAUUAUCUAUUCAAAGAUUUAGACUCUUCCAUUCAAAGAUUUAAGAACUACUCUAAUCAUGUGUCUCGCUUAGCUGUGUUUUUCAUGAAUUUAAUUUAUAAGAUAAAACCUUUUGUUAUUUUGAUUAUUGUAAGAUGCAGAUGGUUUUGAAUCUUUUGUUUUGGC